This is a messenger RNA of Copidosoma floridanum, 1748 nucleotides long. RefSeq names its product oxaloacetate tautomerase FAHD2A, mitochondrial. Gene Ontology annotation, molecular function: catalytic activity. The record is from RefSeq and is a predicted model, not a curated record. Lineage: Eukaryota; Metazoa; Arthropoda; Insecta; Hymenoptera; Encyrtidae.
CGCGGCGUGCGUUUGAUUUCUCUAGCUCUUGCCCCAAAAUUCUUACAAUACCAGGGCUGUAUCUAUUGUUUUCAAACGUAAUUGCGCCAAGGGUGAUUCACUCGGGUGUACUCGCUCUUGCCACUUUUCUCGCAUCGGCCGAUACUAGUUGCGUAAUAAGUAUACAAACAGACAGACGCUCAUAGUGCAGAUAAGAUAUAGAUAAGAUAGAACGGGAAAAAAAAAAUUUUUUUUAAAUAAUAAUAAUAAUAAAUAAAAGAUACGAGCCAACGCAAUGCCGCUGCACGCAAAGCUCCGGCAGUUGGUUAAUUUAGCCGACAAGAGCACGAGCUGGAUCUCUGGGCUAAGCACCGGCAACCGAAAUCAUUUCUCAACCACUGGUACCGCCAACAUGAGGUUCGUGCAGUUUGUCAACAAAAACGGGGGACCCCAGCAACUCGGCGUCCAGCUGAAACAGGGCGGCGACAUCGUCUCCAUUUCCGUCCUGAAUUCACGAAUACCCAACUCGUUGAAGAAGUUCCUCGAGGGCGGUGAAGAGUUUCUGAAAAAAGCCCGAAGGGCAAUGGUGGAAGCUCGCAGCGUAAUACCCGAGCAGGACGUGACAUUUUUGCCGCCAAUCACGCGCAUGGACAAGCUCGCCUGCGUCGGUCUGAAUUACAGCGGCCACUGCCAGGAGCAGAACGUCCCGCAGCCGGAGACGCCUGUGAUCUUCAACAAGUUCCCCAGCACCGUCAUUGGGCCCUACGACGACAUCCAUCUGCCUACCAUUUCCGAUAAAGUCGACUGGGAAGCCGAGCUAGCGAUCGUGAUCGGGAAAAAGUGCAAGGGUCUGAACAACGACGAGGCCGAGGAGUGCAUAUUCGGGUACACGGUGGCGCAAGACCUGUCGGCCCGCGACUGGCAGAAGGGCAAGCGCAACGGCGGCCAGUGGAUCCUCGGCAAGGCCAUGGACAACUUCUGCCCGAUAGGUCCGGCCGUCGUGCUCAAGGAGUCGAUCGCGGACAUCAAAAACCUGUCCGUCAAGUGCUGGGUCAACGGCCAGCUCAAACAACAGGGCAACACCUCCGAGCUGAUAUUCAAGCCCCACGACAUCGUCGCCUACCUCUCCCAGUUUAUAACUCUGCUGCCGGGUGACGUUAUUUUGACCGGUACUCCGGCGGGAGUUGGCUUCACGCGGAACCCACCAGAGUUUCUCAAGAAGGGAGACGUCGUGGAGACCGAAAUCGAGAGCAUCGGGCGCUUGAGGAACAACGUUCUCUGAUGUAUCGAGAGUGGCUCGGUGCACGAGGAAUCGAUCGGUUCGAGAGAGCAAGUUUCGGUUCGUGUUGGGAACCAUUGACUUGUACGCGCGUAUAGGAGGCAGGAACGGUACUUUUGAUAAAAAAGGUACUGCAAGAAGAGAGAGACACUUUUUUUCAUCGUCCCUUUGGGAUUUUCGUCAACUGAAACACUCAUCGUCAUUUUUACCAUUGAAGCUGGGGUAGACGAGAACGAUCCUCAUGGCCAGGAAUCAUUUGGCAUUUACAGAUAAACCAAGUGUAUUUAGUGUAUUUAAAUAUCGUAGCAUACGAAUCAUACGAUACUUAAGAGAAACUAAUGUGUGAUAACCAAAUCUAUUGGAGCAUUUGUGGAAAUGUUUUAUUUUUUUUCCUUGAACAAUCUAACGAGUCGAGUGGUUAUUUGUAUGAAUCAUUGGUCUUUUAAAUAUUGUUUUAUACUGUAAAAUAAAUACAACGAUAUUGAAACUU